AUGCCGCCUAAACAACCCACCCCAAUCCCAUUAUUCUAUCGCGUGGCCUUCCUCAUCAUCGACCCUCUCAUCGCCGUCUGGGGCGCGUACAUGAACAUCUUCACGCCGCAAGUGACAGUCAACGCUUUCGUGCCUUCAUCCCUCUCGCCAUAUCAACCGCUUCAAUCUUUCCUGCUCCACCAAAUCGCCGGCGGCCUGCUGACCUGCGCCAUUCUGGACGUCUUCCUACUGCGGCAGACGAAUGAACUCUGGAUCUGGCGGACGCAGCAAUGGGCUCAGUUGGCGUAUGAUGUGGUCAUUUUGGGAAGUCAAGCGUAUUCUUGGGGGCUGCAGGGGAGGUUGAGUCUGGCGGUGUUGAGAGUGGAGGACUAUGGGAGCUUUGCGAUUACUGCGCUUGUGGGACUUGUGCGGACCCUUUUUCUUGUGGGAGCUGGGCUCAAACGAAAGGGCGGCAAAUUGCAAUGA
Molecule: messenger RNA, 465 nt
Organism: Zasmidium cellare ATCC 36951
Lineage: Eukaryota; Fungi; Ascomycota; Dothideomycetes; Mycosphaerellales; Mycosphaerellaceae
Exons: 1
Coding region: 1-465 (154 amino acids)
Source: RefSeq, a predicted model, not a curated record